AUGGCAAAACUGAAAGUAUACCACCGUCGCCACAAAAAGAAAAGAAGAUCACCAAACUGGUCUGAGCUCCAGCCCGAACUCUUACAGCUGAUCACGAACAAUCUCUCUUUCGUCAACGUCCUUCAAUUCAAAGCCGUUUGUUCUUCGUGGAAACACGCUGCCACUUCGUCUCAUACUCCAUGGCUCAUGCUCCCUAGUAGUAGCAGUCGAGAAAACGGCCAAAACAACCCUGACAGUGCAGCUCGUUGCUUCUACAGUCUUGAAGAACAAAAGGUUUACACCAUCAAGAACGCGUUUCAAGGCUUUGAUCAUGGGGCUCGGUGCCUGGGUUCAUCACAUGGGUGGCUGGUCAUUAUGGACAGCAAUGGAAACCCACAUCUUUUAAACCCGUUUUCGCGACGUCAAAUUCAGCUCCCGCUGAUUUGGCCCUUUCCUCGCUUGACCGGUGAUCUCUCCUUGGAAAGUUUACGGAUGUGUGUUAGUAUUGCCAAGGCUGUCCUCUCCUCCGACCCGUCUUGCGACAACAACUUCGCUGUUGUGGUGAUUUAUGAUUCUUUACCGUCAAAACUUUCAUUUUGUAAGCAUGGGGAGGACAGCAGAUGGACAGUCUUAAAUGCGCGUAGAGAAUAUUGUGAUGUUAUUUUCCACAAUGAGCAGUUGUUUGCAUUGGCUGGGGAUGGCUCGGUUGAAGUCUGGGACUUCAACAACUCUUUUCCCAUCAAAACCAUCGACCUUCGUCAACCAUUUGCAGAAAUUGGAAACGUGGAUAUAGUGAAAGACUUUUCAAGGGGCAUUCAUUCUACUCAGACUUAUUUGGUGGAGUCUUUGGCUGAGAUUUUGUUUGUGGGGAGAAUCAUUCAGAACUUUGUCAAGCAUGAGGACAUUGGUGAGGGGGAUCUUCCUCAGGAGAGUGAUUAUAUCAGUCCCUAUAGAACUCUGCACUUUUACGUUCUCAAAUUGAACAUCACUGCCAAAAAGUGGGAGAAAGUAGAAUCAUCGUUGCGCAAUCAAGCUUUAUUUUUGGGUGGAAAUCAAUCGAUGUCAGUAUCCACUCGGGAUUUUCCAGAAUUAGAAGAAAACUCAAUUUACUUCACAGAUGAUCGUUGGGAGGAGAUAAAUUAUGUGGAAGAUUAUGGUGGUCAUGAUGUUGGAGUUUACAACCUAGGAAAUAAAAUUGUGAAGACACUAGUACUUGAUCAGUUUAAUAAGUGGAGAGUUGAUCCACCACCCUUUUGGAUUGUUCCUAAUCCAUGGUGA
This is a messenger RNA of Prunus persica (peach), 1257 nucleotides long. Its product is annotated as F-box protein At2g05970. The record is from RefSeq and is a predicted model, not a curated record. Gene Ontology annotation, molecular function: protein binding. The transcript has a single exon. Lineage: Eukaryota; Viridiplantae; Streptophyta; Magnoliopsida; Rosales; Rosaceae. Bases 1 to 1257 code for a protein of 418 amino acids.